Necator americanus (New World hookworm) is the source of this 1938-nucleotide messenger RNA. RefSeq lists its product as uncharacterized. Gene Ontology annotation, biological process: carbohydrate metabolic process. The transcript is spliced from 16 exons. Lineage: Eukaryota; Metazoa; Nematoda; Chromadorea; Rhabditida; Ancylostomatidae. Bases 1 to 1938 code for a protein of 645 amino acids. The record is from RefSeq and is a predicted model, not a curated record.
AUGAGCGACGCUGAACAACGCCUAAUGCCUGGCCCUCAAGGGAAAACUCCUCAUUUUUACGAGGUCGAUCGUGGUGUGAAAACGGAGAGCUAUAUUACGGCUGUGUCAAGAAAUCCUGUUCCACCGAUUAAUCCGCCACCGCCAAAAGGUGUCAGCUACAGCAAGGUGAACGAUGAUGUAGCAGUGGAACGUGACGGUAAUGCAGCUCCAGUUCCACCGGAAGGUUCCAGUUCGGGACUUACCGAGGAGGAACUUGAGAAAUACAGAGAUGACCCUAUGUGGAAGACCGUAAGGAUGAUUCUGUUCGUGCUAUUCUGGAUAAUCUGGAUUGCACUAUUUGUGGCGUCGAUUCUUCUCGUCGUAUUCAGCCCAGGGUGCACGGUGCGAUCGAAGCCGAACUGGUGGCAGACGGCUGUCGCCUACAAUGUAUGGGUGCCUUCGUUCCAAGAUUCCGACGGAGAUGGAUACGGUGACAUGCAAGGACUACUGGAUCGCCUUGAAAAUCUCAGGAAGAGUGGAGUACAGACUGUUUGGCCGUCGCCGUUCUUGAUCUCGGAUAAUUUUUCAAAUGCUGUGCGAAAUUACGACCAAAUGGAUCCUGCAAUAGGAACAAACCAACUCGCGGAUAAAGCUAUCAAUGAGAUCCACGACAAAGGCAUGAAAUUGGUGAUCAGCCUUCCCAUCUCUACGACGUCCGUAGAACAUGACUGGUUCCUGAAAUCUGCUUCAGCAAGCCUUCCAGAGAAUCGAAAUUAUUCCGGAUUCUACCAUUGGUCAAAAGAUGGCGAUAAGGACUUCUUUACCGAUCGUAAGGGGCUGUCCUAUAUGCAUGAGAAAGGGAACGAGAAAGCAGCAGUUUUGAAUUGGCAAAACUCUAAUCUUCGCUCGCACAUGUUUGACGUGCUCUCCUCUUGGAUCGACCGUGGCGUCGACGGUUUCCAUUUGACGGGCAUCGAGUACUUGGCUCGAAACGCUGAAGGCACUGAACCGGAUUGGUCUGCAAUUGCGGAUGUUGUAAGCGACAUCAGGAAUCAUGUUGACUCAUACGUCAACGAGAGCACCAAGGCUGCCGGGAAGAAGAUCGCACUUUUCGCGUCACGGGAUGAGGCUAAGGAGAAGGACAAGAAACAGUUGGUGCAAAGCGGUUUGGACUCGGUGAUCAACUACGAAUUAGGAAAAAUUGAGAAGAACUCUGAAAUUUGCCACAAAAACGAAGGAACAGUGGCGACAUGCGUACAUGAGAUUCUCUCCGACAUCCUCCUUUUCCACACAAAUAACCCAUCGGUUUGGCCUCAAUGGGAGUUCGGGAAUCAAUAUGUUUCGCGCGUAGCGUCUCGUGUGGAAAGUCGAGCUCAUGCAGAACUUCUUCUCAUGUUACAAUUAAUUCUACCUGGAACCAAUAAUUUCUACUAUGGAGACGAACUUGGUAUGAAAAAUCUUCCGGAUGACUCAGUGGUUCCCGUUCAACGCGGUGCCAUGCAAUGGGAUGACACGGCAAAUGCUGGAUUCUCCAGCAAUUCAAAAGUCCCAGUCAAUUCGGACUACAAGAAUAUCAACUGGGUGCGCCAAUACGGUCAGGAGCAAUCCUCAUUGAAGAUGUUCUCGAAGCUCAGCAAGCUGAGGACCAGGGACGAUGCCCUGAUGUCCGGACAAACAUUGAUUGGAAGACUAAUCGAUGGAGCGUUUACUAUCGUGCGAUUCUACGUGCAUGAAAAUGUCACCACUGGCGGUGUCUAUAUCGGUGCGUUCAACUUCUCACCAAAUACUGUGAAUUUACCGUUGACUGAUGCGCCGAAUGGACAACACUUGGAAAAAAGUCAGAUUGUCACCACGACCUCGAAUGUGGAACGUUUCUAUCCACGGCAAACGGUCGACUUUAGCUCCAAAAAUGUGGAACUUCAUAAAGAGGAAGGAAUUGUGUUUAGAUAUGUUACCUAA